GCCGGGGGUCAGCAGCUUUUUCAGGUGUACAAAUUUGUGACUGGACAAUUUCAGACAUGCAGUGCUCACCAUGGAGUGUUCCAGCACAUCUCUGUUGUUCUGUGAGUAAUCAGACAUGCAAAUAGCCCCACAAGAAUCCAGCUACAUUUGAAAAAGACGUACUUAGAAGCACUGAAAAGUGUAUCAUGGAGUGCAAAGCUGAGGGAAAAGAAAAAUACCAACAUAGUUUGAAUUUAUUGAAUCAAGUUAAGAACAUGAAAGAAUUAGCAGAAAUGAUUGAUGUUGUACUCAUAGCAGAAGGGGAGAAAUUUCCUUGCCACAGGCUGGUCCUGGCUGCAUUUAGUCCUUAUUUCAAAGCUAUGUUCACCUGUGGACUACUUGAAUGUACUCAAAGGGAAGUCAUACUUUAUGAUAUCACAGCAGAAAGUGUGUCCGUGAUACUGAAUUACAUGUACAAUGCGGCUUUAGAGAUCAAUAACAACAAUGUGCAGACCGUAGCUAUGGCUGCCUAUUUUAUGCAGAUGGAAGAAAUCUUCAACGUGUGUCAAAAAUAUAUGAUGGACCAUAUGGAUGCCUCGAACUGUGUGGGUAUCUAUUAUUUUGCAAAGCAGAUUGGAGCUGAAGAUUUAUCUGAUCAGUCGAAGAAAUAUUUGUAUCAGCACUUUGCUGAGGUGAGCUUACAUGAAGAAAUACUAGAAAUCGAAGCACACCAAUUUCUGACGCUUAUUAAAUCGGAUGACCUUAACAUAUCCAGGGAGGAGAGCAUUCUGGACUUAGUCCUGAAAUGGGUAAAUCAUAACCAAGAAUUGCGCACGGAGCAUCUGGUUGAACUUUUGAAGCAAGUCCGGUUGGAACUUAUAAAUCCUUCUUUUUUAAGACAAGCCCUAAAAAGGAACACAAUGCUUCUGUGUGACGCGGAUUGCAUUGACAUAAUUCAGAACGCAUUCAAAGCCAUCAAGACACCCCAGCAGCACUCUCUGAAUCUUCGUUACGGCAUGGAGACUACCAGUCUUUUGCUUUGCAUUGGCAACAAUUCUUCAGGCAUCAGGUCAAGACACAGGAACUAUGGGGACGCCAGUUUUUGUUACGAUCCCGCUUCACGAAAGACCUAUUUUGUCUCGUCUCCCAAGUACGGAGAGGGCUUGGGAACUGUGUGUGCCGGUGUGGUCAUGGAAAACAACACCAUAAUUGUGUCUGGAGAAGCAAGUGCCUCUAAACUCUCUAGACAAAAGAAUAAGAAUGUUGAAAUCUAUAGAUAUCACGACAGAGGAAACCAGUUUUGGGAAAAGUUAUGCACCGCGGAAUUUCGAGAGCUCUAUGCUCUGGGCAGUGUCCAUAAUGACCUCUAUGUUAUAGGAGGACAGAUGAAAGUCAAAAACCAGUAUCUCAUUACAAACUGUGUGGAUAAGUACUCUGUAGAACGGGACAGUUGGAGAAGGGUUUGUCCCCUUCCACUGCAGUUGGCAUGCCAUGCCGUAGUAACCGUGAAUAAUAAACUUUACGUGAUCGGAGGCUGGACCCCUCAGAUGGAUCUCCCUGAUGAAGAACCAGAUCGACUAAGCAACAGACUGUUGCAGUAUGACCCCGGCCAAGAUCAAUGGAGAGAGCGGGCGCCCAUGAAGUUCUCUAAAUACCGAUUCAGUACAGCAGUAGUCAACAGUGAGAUUUAUGUUUUGGGUGGAAUUGGCUGUGUAGGUCGAGACAAAGGCCAGGUUCGAAAGUGCCUUGAUGUGGUGGAGAUCUAUAACCCUGAUGGGGACUUCUGGAGAGAGGGCCCACCUAUGCCAAGUCCCCUGCUCUCCCUCCGAACCAAUUCCACCAAUGCAGGAGCCGUGGAUGGGAAGCUCUAUGUCUGCGGGGGAUUCCACGGAGCAGGGCUGACGCUUGAAGAACACGUGGAAGUGGAUGGCGACCAGAAGUGCUGGGUUUUAUUGCUGUCCUUGUUGACCAAGAGAGCCGGCCCUCAGAGGACAUGCUUCUCCCUUCUCCACUGCUCCCACUUCAAAUAAAUUGCUUGAAAGCAUUUCUAAAGUAAUGCCUAAUGCAUGUAUUUAUUACCACACUUAGUUCCCACCUAUCAAAUUGUACCAUCUUUGCAAUAUACAGUAUGGAUUUAUCAUUUUUAACGUAACGGGGACAUUUUUAAAUACGCACAAAGCUAAUAAGCAACUUCCUGCAAAGCUUGAUUGGUUGCAUCAGUAAAUAAGGCAGAGUGCAGUUAUAUUAAAAUGACUAACUGUUCAAUUCUAACCUCGCUAAUAGAAGCACUAGGCCAGUACAUAGCCAUGAAAAGCAUGCCUUGAGAGCACUUCAAACUUUGGAAGGGUGCCAGAUUCAAAUAAAGCUGACAUUGCAACAAGGCCAAGUCUUUAAUAAGCCCACCUUCAUUUUUAAUGUACAUCGUUAUAUGGAAGUUAAAGAAUGAGGUUAUCAUUAAGAACUAAAAAGAGACAGGAGAUAAAUGAACCAAAUACAAUGAGUGGGACUUAUUUGGCUCUUGAUCUGGACAAAUCUUGCAUAAAAAGAUAUUUUUCAGAUAGUCUGGAAAAUUUUAACAUGGACUAGAAUAUUAGAGGAUAGUAGGGAAUUGUUCAUUGUUAGGUUAUGAUAAUAGUGACAUUGUGGGUUUGUAUAAAGGAGAAAGGAAAAAGAAGCAUGUGAACAAUUAGAGAUCAUUUAAAUGUAUUCAUGGGUGACAAGGAUAUGCUGUCUGAAACUCACUUUCAUCUACUCCAGCAAAUACUUUUUUUAAAAAGUCAAUGGAGUGAGGGGGGCAAGAGCAGAUUUUAUGGCAUCGGUAAAAUGUCGAUAAUUGUUAAAGUUGGCUAAUGGAUGCAUCAGCACAUCAUUUCACUACUUCUGUGUACGCUUGAACAUUCCCAUAAUAAAAAGCUUUCAUUUCCCUUUUCCCUCU
Messenger RNA from Mustela erminea (ermine), 2914 nucleotides. It is a transcript of the gene KBTBD12, whose product is annotated as kelch repeat and BTB domain containing 12. NCBI's taxonomy places the organism in Eukaryota, Metazoa, Chordata, Mammalia, Carnivora, Mustelidae. The transcript has 7 exons. The record is from RefSeq and is a predicted model, not a curated record. The coding region runs from base 186 to 2009 and encodes 607 amino acids. Gene Ontology annotation, molecular function: protein binding.